CUGACGUUUGACAGUACCGGAAGUCGGUCCGCCAUUUCUUUCUUACAGGUUCUGUCAGGUACACAGAACUGUGGUGAUUAUUUUCGGCAUUUUUUUGCCAAAAAUUAAGUAAUAAAUUAAUUGGAAAAAUGGGUCGUUACGCACGGGAGCCGGACAAUGCGGCUAAAUCUUGCAAAGCACGUGGCUCUAACCUGCGAGUUCACUUUAAAAACACAUGUGAAACCGCUAAUGCUAUCAAGAAGAUGCCCCUGAAGCGUGCUGUAGCCUACUUGAAGAACGUCCUGGCGCAGAAAGAGUGUGUUCCAUUCAGGAAGUUCAAUGGAGGCGUCGGCAGAUGCGCCCAAGCUAAGCAAUGGGGCACAACACAGGGCCGUUGGCCGAAGAAAUCGGCCGAAUUUUUGCUCCAAUUGUUGAGGAAUGCCGAGAGUAACGCGGAUUACAGCGGCUUGGAUGUUGAUAGGCUUGUUGUUGAACAUAUUCAAGUCAAUCGUGCCGCCUGUUUAAGGCGUAGGACAUACAGGGCACACGGUAGGAUUAACCCCUAUAUGUCGUCUCCGUGUCACAUUGAACUGUGGUUGACUGAAGGAGAGAGUGUCGCCGAACCUCCAAAGAAAGUGGGCAAGAAGAAGACAGUGGAGAAGUCUAAAAAGAGUAAAGCGGCAGCGGCUGCUCAUUAAUUUUAUUUUCUUUGAUUAAUAAGAUGUAAGACUUGACGGAAUACAAGUUUUUUUGCAAA
Tribolium madens (black flour beetle) is the source of this 736-nucleotide messenger RNA. RefSeq names its product 60S ribosomal protein L17 (gene RpL17). Gene Ontology annotation, biological process: cytoplasmic translation. The record is from RefSeq and is a predicted model, not a curated record. NCBI's taxonomy places the organism in Eukaryota, Metazoa, Arthropoda, Insecta, Coleoptera, Tenebrionidae. Bases 129 to 677 code for a protein of 182 amino acids. Gene Ontology annotation, cellular component: cytosolic large ribosomal subunit; ribosome. Gene Ontology annotation, molecular function: structural constituent of ribosome. The transcript is spliced from 2 exons.